UCCUGGGCCAGUGGCGUAGCCGGACUCUGUCGAGGCCAGCCGGAUAGGGGCGGCGGUCCGGAGCCUGGUCUCGAGCCGAGCGGGGGCCAUGGAGAAAGCGGCCCGAGGCGCUCUGCACGUCGACUAACGCGGGCCGCGUACGGCUGCAGGCGCCAUGGACCGAGCCCCCGCAGACCAGAAUGUCAAGCUGUCAGCUGAGGUGGAGCCGUUUAUCCCCCAGAAGAAGAAUCCUGAUACCUUUAUGAUCCCUAUGGCGCUCCCAAAUGAGAAUGGAAAUGUUUCUGGCGUAGAACCAACUCCAAUUCCCAGUUACCUGAUUACUUGUUAUCCGUUUGUGCAGGAAAACCAGUCCAAUAGACAGUUUCCAUUAUAUAACAACGACAUACGAUGGCAACAGCCCAAUCCAAACCCUGCUGGACCAUACCUUGCCUACCCCAUUAUAUCUGCUCAGCCACCUGUUUCUACAGAGUAUACAUAUUAUCAGCUGAUGCCGGCACCAUGUGCCCAAGUUAUGGGAUUCUAUCAUCCUUUUCCUACGCCUUACUCCAACACCUUUCAGGCUGCAAAUGCUGUAAAUACUAUAACCACAGAAUGCACUGAGCGUCCAAAUCAGCUUGGACAGGUCUUCCCGUUGUCCAGUCAUCGAAGCAGAAACAGUAACAGAGGACCAGUGGUACCAAAACAGCAGCUUUUACAACAGCACAUAAAAAGCAAAAGGCCAUUGGUGAAAAAUGUAGCUACUCAGAAAGAGACAAAUGCAGCAGGUCCUGAUAAUCGAUCAAAAAUUGUGCUUCUGGUAGAUGCUUCACAGCAAACUGAUUUCCCAUCAGACAUCGCUAACAAGUCUCUUUCUGAGAGCUCUGCCACAAUGCUCUGGAAGUCCAAAGGCAGGAGGAGAAGAGCAUCCCACCCUACUGCGGAAUCCUCUAGUGAGCAGGGGGCUAGCGAAGCGGACAUUGACAGUGAUAGUGGCUACUGCAGCCCCAAACACAGCAACAACCAGCCCGCAGCAGGGGCUUUGAGAAAUCCUGAUUCUAGCACCAUGAGUCAUGUGGAAUCAUCUAUAUGUACAGGUGGUGUAAAUUGGUCCAAUGUAACUUGCCAGGCAACUCAGAAAAAACCUUGGAUGGAAAAAAAUCAGACAUUUUCUAGAGGUGGAAGGCAGACUGAACAGAGAAAUAAUUCACAGGUUGGAUUCAGAUGCCGAGGACAUAGCACUUCCUCUGAAAGAAGACAGAAUUUGCAAAAGAGACAAGAUAAUAAGCAGUUAAACCCCAGUCAAUCUCAUAGAGGCAACCCAAAUUCUGAGUCUUUGUAUUUUGAGGAUGAAGAUGGAUUUCGAGAACUAAAUGAGAAUGGAAAUGCUAAGGACGAGAAUAUUCAACAGAAACUCUCUUCAAAAGUAUUGGAUGAUUUACCUGAGAACUCACCAAUCAAUAUAGUUCAGACUCCAAUUCCCAUCACAACUUCAGUUCCUAAACGUGCAAAAAGUCAGAAGAAGAAAGCUUUAGCAGCAGCUCUUGCCACAGCUCAAGAAUAUUCAGAAAUAAGUAUGGAGCAAAAAAAAUUACAGGAAGCUUUAUCAAAGGCAGCUGGAAAAAAGAAUAAAACCCCUGUGCAGCUGGAUUUGGGGGAUAUGUUAGCAGCUCUGGAAAAACAACAACAAGCGAUGAAAGCGCGGCAGAUUACUAAUACGAGACCACUGUCGUGUACAGGUGAUACCGUUAGUCUGAGCAGUUUGCUCUUUGGCUUUGUGGUCACUGCAGCUUCUUUUCACACUAAAGACUCUACUAACAGAAAACCUUUAACUAAAAGUCAGCCCUGUUUGACAUCCUUUAAUUCUUUGGACAUUACUUCCUCUAAAGCAAAAAAAGGAAAAGAAAAGGAAAUUGCAAAACUAAAACGACCCACAGCACUUAAAAAGGUUAUUUUGAAAGAAAGAGAGGAAAAGAAGGGCCGUUUAACUGUCGACCACAAUCUUUUGGGAUCCGAGGAACCAGUAGAAAUGCACUUAGAUUUUAUUGAUGAUUUGCCACAGGAGAUUGUUUCCCAGGAAGAUACUGGACUGAGCAUGCCCAGUGAUACUUCACUCUCUCCAGCAAGUCAGAAUUCUCCGUACUGUAUGACACCUGUGUCACAAGGCUCCCCGGCUAGUUCCGGGAUAGGCAGUCCAAUGGCAUCUUCGACUAUAACCAAAAUUCACAGCAAAAGAUUUAGAGAGUAUUGUAAUCAGGUUCUUUGUAAAGAGAUUGAUGAGUGUGUGACUCUUCUCCUCCAAGAGCUCGUUAGUUUCCAAGAGCGCAUCUACCAAAAGGAUCCUGUCAGAGCAAAAGCGAGGAGACGGCUGGUUAUGGGUCUGAGGGAGGUUACCAAACAUAUGAAGCUAAACAAGAUCAAGUGUGUUAUAAUUUCUCCAAACUGUGAAAAAAUCCAGUCAAAAGGUGGCCUGGAUGAGGCUCUCUAUAAUGUUAUAGCCAUGGCACGGGAACAAGAAAUUCCUUUUGUGUUUGCCCUUGGAAGAAAAGCUCUAGGACGCUGUGUGAACAAGCUGGUUCCUGUUAGUGUAGUGGGAAUCUUCAACUACUUUGGUGCUGAGAGUCUGUUCAAUAAGUUAGUAGCCCUCACUGAGGAAGCCAGGAGAGCCUACAAAGAUAUGGUUGCAGCACUGGAGCAAGAGCAGGCCGAGGAAGCCUCAAAGAACGUGAAGAAGGGGCCGCACCACAUGGGGCACUCUCGGAACCCCUCUGCAGCUAGCGCCAUUUCCUUCUGCAGUGUUAUUUCUGAACCCAUCUCUGAAGUUAAUGAAAAGGAAUAUGAAACGAAUUGGAGAAACAUGGUGGAAACUUCAGAUGGACUGGAAACGUCAGAAAAUGAGCGAGAGAUUUCCUGUAAGCACAGCACAUCUGAAAAACCCAGUAAAGCUCCAUUUGACACAGCUCCUGUAGGGAAGCAGCCAUCUUUAGUGGCCGCAGGCAGUGCUACCUCAGCUACAAACCCUGGGAAAGCAACAGUGAGCGAGAAAGAGGAAGUGAAGCCAGAUGACCUAGAGUGGGCCUCUCAGCAGAGUACAGAGACCGGCUCUUUGGAUGGCAGUUGCCGAGAUCUUUUGAAUUCCUCCAUCACCAGCACCACUAGCACUCUUGUACCUGGUAUGCUUGAAGAAGAGGAUGAUGAAGAGGAGGAGGAGGAAGAAGAUUACACUCAUGAACCCAUAUCUGUAGAAGUACAGCUUAAUAGUAGAAUUGAGUCCUGGGUGUCUGAGACCCAAAGAACGAUGGAAACUCUUCAGCUUGGAAAAACGCUGAAUGGUUCUGAGGAAGACAAUGCAGAGCCAAGUGGGGAAGAGGAAGCAGAGGCUCCAGAGGUUCUGGAGCCAGGGAUGGACAGUGAGACCUGGACUACUGACCACCACGCAAAUCAGGAGCAGCAGAAGCCCAGCAGCUGCAGCUCGCUGAGCACCGAGCACUCCGAUUCUCAUUAUGCACCCCCGGAUCCGUAACUCAGGAAACGUCGGCGCUCUCUCCUGCUGUGUAAGGGUUGCAGCCAUUGUCUUUUAUGCUUCAUCUCAACACUUUUCACUGUCCAGUAUUUAAUAUCCGACAGAAAUAUUUUUGUAGCUGUCUUUUACUUGUUUUGUUAUGAUCUAUGGCUUAGCUUUUAAUUAGCAUCUAAGUGUCUUUCUAAGAACUGUGUGGAAAAUAAAACAAUUAUUUCAGCUUAUUUCGUUAUGGAAUAUAAUGAUUAACAAAGGAGACAACCAGGUCUUAAAGAAAAUGAAUUUAAAAUGCUUGUUUAGAGUCAUUUUGAAAGUUAGAGAUCAAGGUUCUAAGGGUGGAAGCAGUUGCCCAUGUUUGCUUCCAGACUGUGCCUCCUUCGCUCUAGUUUGUCAGAUCAAAAAGUUGUUUGGGCUUCUUCAAAAGAGAACUGGAGGUAGAGUUAGGAAACUAAAAAAAAGCCUGAGAGUAACUAAGUCACAAAGUGUUGUGUGUUAAAAAUUGAUGCAACUUUUAUUUGGUCCACAUGCUUAUUUCAGAAUAAAUCAUGAUCAUUGUAAUCCAUUAAAAUCAGUGAUCAUUGUAAUCCAUUAAAGUUGGAAGGGCUAAAACAGAGCCUCUAAUACUUAGACUGGCAAAGGAGCCACUGUGAUAGAUUAGAGCUGGCCUUCUUUGCGGAAAGUGAUAGAUGUAGUGUUUAGUAGUGAAAAGUCACCCAUGGCAGGACCUUCCAGGUUCUCGCUCAUAUUUACUUCUUACUUACCUCAGGAAUGCUCUUGUACAUAGUCGUAUUUACGUAAAGUUAGGCAGAUUUUGACAGGUGAAUGUCUGUAACUGAUGGCCUGACUACAGCACUUACAUGUAAACUAUCCAGAAACAAAGUCUUAUAUUGGUGUGUUCUCUUGCAUGCUUCUGAUUCAGGACUCUGUGGAUUUGAGAUAUGGAGUUGAUGGGUAUCUAAACUUGUCCUGAGUGAAAAACUGUUUCCCCUUUUUUGAACAUAGAUAUUUUGCCCCUAGCCUUGAACACCUGCUGUGUAACACUGACCAUAGUUACAGAUAGGAGGUCAGAGAAAGGAACUUUACACAACUUAAAGCAUGUAUCCUGAUAAUUAAGGCUUGGAAGAGGAAGUUUUGAAGAGAAGAGAAAGUUGUUCUAAUUGUGCUGAAACUAUUAGAUAAUCGAUUUAAAGUGUGCAGAUAUAUGCAGGUAUUAAGUGUUGAUCACUUUUAUUAUCUCUGCCCUUCUCUAGGAAUGUGUAUACCUGCUUAGGAGAAAUUAAACUUACUGAGCUAAAUGUUUUGUUUGCUAGCCAGUUACCACCUGGUAGUGACCUCUGGAAGUUUAUAUAAUGGUGGGAGAAUUACAAAUUACCCGUUUUUCUGUCUUCCCUCCAACAGCCCCCCUCCCCCCCCCCAGCUGACCAACACAUGCACACACACGCCAGCUUCACACUUAUAAGCUGCCGCCAGCAGGCACAGAACCAAGGAGGGAGGGGUAUUUUCCCUGUGCUGGUUUUAUGGGGCGGGGCCCUGCCUCACAGAGGCAGGAGGGAAGAAUUGAGCAGAUUCUUUAUUGAAUGCAUUGGGACCACUGUGCUAGUUGUGAAUGUUUUAUAAUGCUGGCAUUUUGUUGCAGGAGAGAUCGGAUUCUUGGUUGAUGAUUUAGUAUUUGUGAAUUGUGAAAGUUUAGGAGCGUUGCUGUGUAGAAAAUGUCGGUCUGUCAGCUUUAUUAGUAUGCUAAAAGGGGACAUUUGUACUGUCCUGUCUAAACUGUUCUCCAGUAUAGACUUCUUAGACACAAGAGUAUCCAGUACUUAAAGAACGCAGCAUGUAAGGAAUGAAGCCUCUGAAAUAGUAAUCAUGGAUUUAAAUGUGGCAGAUCUUACUGUCUACACAAUUUGGAAGUGAUAGUUGGCUUAAAGAAAUGAUAGAGGUUUUGAACUACUGACAAUCUUAAAAGUGAAUUUAAAAAUUUUUCAUACUUUUUAAUGAUGUAAAUUUCCUUUGCUUGGUGUCAGUGAUUCAGAUAACUCUUGAUCUUGAGGGUAAUGGCUUUUCAAAGAUUUCUUAUAUUUUAUAUCUCUUCUGAACGAGAACUGUCAUUUUAGAUUUUUGACAUUUGUAUCAAAAGAGAAGUUGAGGAAAUCUUCAUAACACCAAUAACUUUUAAGUUUGCUAUAGACCUCAGAAGUGUUCAGUUACGUAUUCAGUAAAUGCUUUUACACGUGCAGUAUCUUCCGCUAGCAAACCCAAGGGACCACAGCCUUUUUUAUAUGAGACAGGUGACGUCUAAAGGACAACCCAAAAUUUAUUAAAGGAAAUGCUACUGUGUUGAAAGUAUGCUUACAUAAGUAUUAAUAAUGUCUUUAUAAUUUGUUUCCUUUAGGUAAAUUCUGGAAUUUGUGUAUAUUAUAUACAGGAGGAGGUGUGAAAAUUAGGAAAGUGUCUUUUUUGGAUCUAGGGGUGAGUGGCUCUUUGGUGACCGAGAAAGAGAUCUAAUGGUAAGAGUAGGGGUUCAUCAUCACAGGAAAUAAAAACCAUAGUGAUUUGCUUCCUUAGUGUGUAGAGGUUGUUUUGCUGGCAAUAAUUAAUAUUAGAUUUCUAUUUCAAUACAGAAGUAUAUGAAUUACAAUAUGAAUUGCACUCCCAAGACUAGAUUUCUGCUUCAGUAGGUUUGUUUGCUGUGAAGAUUACUUCUCAAAAGACAAAUGUUUAUAUUAGCUUAAAUUUUGGUUUAAAUAUGCUUGUAAAUGAUGUAAUAUAUUUCUUUUGACUAAACAUGGGAAAAAUAAUGUGUGUUAUACAUUGAAAAGUUUUUAAAGGCUUUGACUGGAAGUCAUUUUUGCAGAGAUGGUAUUUUACAUGCUUCCAGUAUUUGGAAAAGAAUUAGUCAAAAGGAAUUCACAUAGUUUAAAUAUUGAGAAAUUAAUAUCCGAAUAAUGUACUUGUCUGAUUUCUUAAUAAGCUGGGGGAGGUGGGGGGGGGGAGUUGUAAUGUGCAAAUGAGUAGUGAACUCUACAUUCAUUUUUCAACUCUUUAACAUAAAACUGUUAAAUCUUAACACGUUACUUUAAUGUAUGUAUAAAGAAGUAUUACUGUUUGUAAAGCUGCUGUUUGCUUUAAACAAACCCUCUUGUCAUUUAAGUAUUUUCUGUAUGUUGUGCCAACAGAUUAGAACAUUAACUUAUCCAUUGAAAAACUUUAUCAUUUUUUGAUUUAAAAAAUUUUCUGUGAAAUAAUUUCUUUACAGACAUCUUCCUCCUUCCUUGCCCCGUCCAACCUUUACACACAUCACAGAAUCAACCAAACUUUGCCUAAUCUGAAAUAUGAAUUCUAAUUAAAGAUAACAAUUUACACUUUGUUGGCACAUCACAUCUUAAAAGUAUUUGUAUUAUUUUAUAAUUUAAUUUCUAAAUAUACCACACAAAUUUAUAAUUUAAUGUCUUAAUUGUAAUGCUCUAAUAAAAAGCUAGCAAAAUUAGUAUGAAUUAUAACAUGAAGGGAUUUUCAGCUUGUUCUUUUGCUGAUGAAGGAUAAUUGUAUCACAUUUUGGGGAUAAUAACAGCUUUUUUGCACUAUGUAAAUACUAGUGGAGAUUCUUCUGUAACUAAUAAAAUGAUUAUUGAAAUGUA
This is a messenger RNA of Equus quagga, 7128 nucleotides long. RefSeq names its product SECIS binding protein 2 like (gene SECISBP2L). Bases 155 to 3499 code for a protein of 1114 amino acids. Gene Ontology annotation, cellular component: ribonucleoprotein complex. Lineage: Eukaryota; Metazoa; Chordata; Mammalia; Perissodactyla; Equidae. The record is from RefSeq and is a predicted model, not a curated record. The transcript is spliced from 18 exons. Gene Ontology annotation, biological process: selenocysteine incorporation. Gene Ontology annotation, molecular function: mRNA 3'-UTR binding; selenocysteine insertion sequence binding; ribonucleoprotein complex binding.